GAGUGCAGAUAGUCCACAACUUGGAAACGUAUUUUCAGUGAACAUUUUGGCGCCAUUCUGUAUUUGUUUUCUUUUUGGCGUGGGUGUGCGAGUGAGUCACUACUAGCAAGAAGGAUCUUGAAAAAAAAAAAAAUCUGAAUUAUCGAAUGACAUCCAAUAAUCCUUUGGAUAUCAUGGACGAUGAGGAAUUUGAUUGGGAAGCAGCUGCUAGAGAAAUCGACGUUGUUUGCGAGAUGGCGAGCGACGCACAGGGAAAGGGAAAGCAGCAAACGGGUCUCAAGAAGGAAUCCCCAACACCGCAGUUCGAAGAAGAUGACGAAAACCCUUCCUUUGUCCACCACAUAGAUGCGGAGGCAGCCAAAACCUGGAUAUAUCCGGUUAAUGUUCCCCUCCGUGACUAUCAAUUUGAUAUUACCCAGUCCGCACUCUUCUCCAACACAUUGGUGGCCUUGCCAACGGGACUUGGCAAAACACUCAUUGCUGCAGUUGUCAUGUAUAACUACUUCAGAUGGUUUCCUCAAGGCAAAAUAGUCUUUACCGCUCCUUCUCGGCCACUCGUCAUGCAGCAGAUCGAAGCUUGCCACAAUAUUGUUGGAAUACCUCAAGAAUGGACAGUUGACAUGACUGGUCAGCUAAGUCCCCCUAAAAGGGCUCAAUUUUGGAAAACGAAGCGAGUGUUCUUUGUCACUCCUCAAGUAUUAGAAAAGGAUAUUCAUUCUGGUACAUGUUUGGUGAAGUACUUGGUAUGUUUGGUAAUUGAUGAAGCUCACAGAGCUAUGGGAAAUUACGCUUAUUGUGAAGCAGUUCGUGAGUUGAUGGCUGUACCGGUACAGCUGAGAAUAUUAGCUUUAACUGCAACACCAGGAUCCAAGCAACAGACAGUUCAGGCUGUCAUUGAUAAUCUGCAUAUCUCCAGACUUGAAUAUCGCAGCGAAACUGACCAUGAUGUUAUGUCAUAUGUUCACAAUAGGAAGAUAGAAUUGAUACAGAGAUCUUUGUUGCAAUUUUACCAGGUUGUGAUGGGCCCGGAAGCUGCAGAAAUAAAUAAUAAGUUUAUGGAAGCAAUACGCCCUAUAGUAGCUAGGCUUACAAAUAUUGGUGUCAUUCAGAACAGAGAUUACCGCACUUUGAGCCCUUGCCAAUUACUUGAAAUUAGGGAAAGUUUUCGUCAAAGGCUUAGGCAAGAUCUUUCUCAUGUCAACUACGAAGAUGUGGAAGGGUAUUUUGGAGUUCUCAUCACUCUUUAUUACAUCCAUAAGUUACUUUCAAGCCAUGGAAUAAGGCCAGCAUACGAGAUGCUUGAGAGAAAAUUGAAGCAAGGAUAUUUUGCAAAAUUUAUGAGUAAAAGUGAAGUUAUUUUUAAAGCAAGGCAACUAAUGCAGCAAAGUUUGUCUCAUGGAGCAUCUAGUCCAAAAUUGUCCAAAAUGCUAGAAGUAUUGCUGGAGCAUUUCAAAACCCACGAUCCACAAAGCUCCAGGGUAAUUAUCUUCUCCAAUUACAGAGAAAGUGUCAAGGAUAUAAUGAAUGCACUUGAAGAUAUUGGGGAAUUAAUUAGAGCUACUGAGUUUAUUGGUCAAAGUUCAGACUCUCAUUCACCACAGGAUUGUCCUUCACCACCACCCCUUCAGGUUUAUAGUCGCCGCAAUUGUCUCCCUCAUGACUCACUUCCAGUGCCGCCUCCUGUGUCUCCUCCGGCUCCAGCAAAUGAGUCUGACCUGCCUAUUGCCCUCCGUAAAGGGAAAGCAAUGAAAGGUCAGUCCCAAAAGGUUCAACAGGCUGUGCUAACGAAAUUUCGGUCUGGCACCUAUAAUGUCAUUGUUGCCACAUCAAUUGGUGAAGAAGGUCUUGACAUCAUGGAAGUUGAUCUUGUCAUAUCUUUUGAUGCUAAUAUUUCACCACUUAGAAUGAUUCAGCGAAUGGGGAGAACCGGAAGAAAGCAUGAUGGACGAGUUGUAGUUUUUGCUUGUGAAGGGACAGAGUUGAAGGGCUACUUGCGAAAACAGGCAAAGAGCAAAACUAUAACUAAACACAUGCGCAAUGGGGGCAUAAAUAGUUUUUCCUUUCAUCCUAGUCCAAGGAUGAUUCCUCAUGUCUUCAAACCGGAAGUUCAAUAUGUUGAACUGUCUAUUGAGAAAUUUAUUCCCCGUCAAAAGAAUGUGAAGGAUGACGAGCUCCACAUUUCUCCAUCGAAGAACAAACUUAAUGUGGCUGAAAUUGAUUUACUUGAAACGUAUUUUCACCCUACUAGGGAAAAGAAUAGUAGAAUCUCCCUUAUUUCCUUUCCCCACUUUCAGACCUUUCCUUCUAGAGUGCAUAAAGUUAAGCAUUCAUCUGGAACAUUGAUGUUUAUAGACAUGAUGCAGCGUAUGCAAGGACUAGCAUCAUUUCCAAAAGAUGACGAAACUUCUUCACUUCAGGAAGAUCUGUGCUUGGGACAUAGGAAGCCAGUCACCCCUACCAAACUUGAUAAAGACAAUGAAUCAUGCUCUAUGCAUGCAUUGAGAACGAGUGUAAACUCGGUUAAUUGUCUGGACCUGGAUUCGUAUCAUUUGGGCAUUCAAAGCAAAGACUUCCUUGAUCUAACUUGGCGAGAAGAAACAUGUGAGGAUGAUGAGGGAAUUCACGAGACUCCAAUUUAUAAGAGAAGAGUGUCAAAUGAAGGUCAAAUGGAAAAUCUUAUGGAGAUUGAGACUUCUUCGUUGGUUGCAGAUGCAUGCAUUAAUGACAUGAAAGAUGAAGAACUUAGUCCACGUUUAACGAAUUUCAUUAAAAGUGGUGUAGUUCCUGAGUCUCCCAUUGAUGAAAGAGGGAAAUCAGGAUACCAUUCUGUUAUACGUGACUAUAUUUUACCUGUCAGUGUCCACAAAGAACAGAAUGUUAGUUCUUUAAGCUCAGGGGAAACUAAAAUGGUCGACAAUGAGAAGGGCACUGAUAAGAAUGUCGGUACUUCCUCUUUCAAUGAAACUCAAAGCCCUUUACUUGACCUGAAGAAUUGUACAAUUAGAAGAGGACGAGUCUUUCUUUCCCAAACUGAGGAAGGCCAUGUACAUAACUCUGACCUAAGCCUCGGUGAAGAAGCACUUCCAGCAGAUUGUGGUGAAAUGUCUGAAAGCAUUAAACCUUCACGCAAAUUUAAAAGGUUGCGAAAAGCUGAAGAUACUGAAAGCAAUAGGAAUCAGAAAAGUAUUAAAUUUUUUUAUUCAACAGUGAACUUUCUGAAGUCAUCCCAUGCCUCCAAUCCCGCACAAUAUGAGCAUGGACGAGGUAAAAGGAAAUCAGCAUACAAUGUGAGAGACUUCAUUGAGGAGGAAGCGGAGGUAUCUUCAGAUGCCUAUGUAUCUAAUGAUGAAGAUGGUGAGGAUGACAAUUCAUUUGACAGUUUCAUAGAUGACAGGACCAACCCUACAGCAGCCAGUCAGCCUCAAGCUAGUAGAAUGGACAUGAUGACAAUUUACAGGCGUUCUUUGCUCAGUCAAGCACCGAGUAAUGGACCGCUUGAUUUUUCUGCCACCUUCACUCCCGACUGUGUGACUGUGGCAGCCAGUACUAGUGAAAGUGGGGAUUCUUCAGGGAAGUCAUUCAAUCAUUUACAUACAGAGCCAACCAAAGAGUCAGCAAAUCGGACUUCAGAAUCCGUCACCAUCGACCAGUUAACCUCAGAAGCAGUGUUUUCAAGUUGUUGUCCUAAGGGAAAUGGGACAGAGAUAAAAAGUCACAAACGAAGAUUGUCGUUUUACCACUCUGAACACUUCCCGACUAUGAACCUUGAACAAGAAUUUGCUCUUCAAUCAAAGAAAGAAGUGGGGGAUGUGGAUGCAAUUACAAAUGUUUUGUGUGAUGAUCAGUUUUAUAAUGAUCUCGAUCUUGACGAGUUGGAGGCGAAAGCAACUUUGGUUCUAAAACGGAAAUUAGAUUUGUCCAUUCAGAAGCAAGAUAAAGUCUCUCAAUCUCACUUACCCAACCUUGAUAUUUUUGGGUCUCCUUCAUUUGAUCUUGGGAUAUGAAAAGCAUGACAUAACUCAUGCAGCAUGAUAUUUGCAUUUGGAAAUUAAUUAAUCAACGUGGUGUAAGCCAAAUACAAGUCUUUUAGACUACAUAUUUAUACAGUGGUAUUUUAUUGUAUAGUUAAACAUUGUUUGGAAGAGAAUACGGUUAUAGGUUCGUCUAACAAACACUUGGUUCGAAGGGUAUUUCAAUGCCUCUUGUAUAUUCGUCUAACCCCGAUUGUUAUUAACCAGCUCGUCAUGACAAAGUUGAUCGGUGUCAGUAAUUGUCCAGGGCAGUUUUUGGUAUCGGUGUUUUUGUAUCAACCCGUUUUAUAUUAAAAAAAAACAAUUACAUUGACAAAA
Messenger RNA from Vigna angularis (adzuki bean), 4349 nucleotides. Its product is annotated as DEAD-box ATP-dependent RNA helicase FANCM. The transcript is spliced from 24 exons. Gene Ontology annotation, biological process: interstrand cross-link repair; replication fork reversal; double-strand break repair via synthesis-dependent strand annealing. The coding region runs from base 147 to 4004 and encodes 1285 amino acids. Gene Ontology annotation, molecular function: ATP binding; four-way junction DNA binding; four-way junction helicase activity. NCBI's taxonomy places the organism in Eukaryota, Viridiplantae, Streptophyta, Magnoliopsida, Fabales, Fabaceae. The record is from RefSeq and is a predicted model, not a curated record.